Messenger RNA from Anastrepha ludens (Mexican fruit fly), 10100 nucleotides. It is a transcript of the gene mtgo, whose product is annotated as fibronectin type-III domain-containing protein 3A. The transcript is spliced from 9 exons. Bases 586 to 7707 code for a protein of 2373 amino acids. The record is from RefSeq and is a predicted model, not a curated record. Gene Ontology annotation, molecular function: protein binding. NCBI's taxonomy places the organism in Eukaryota, Metazoa, Arthropoda, Insecta, Diptera, Tephritidae.
UGUGGUUUCAUUGCAUUUGUUAUUUUCUUGAAAUUCUAGUGGUCUUAUAUUUGCAAUAUUCUUUGGUUAGUCCAAGUACUUUCCUCUAAGACGUCACAACUACGUGGAACCUGUAAUGCGAACGUCUGCGGAUUAGGCCAACGUUGUGAUUUUAUAAUACAGAGAUGUAGUCUUUUACAUGGGUGCAAGAAAUGCAUUGAAAUGAAACAUUAAAAAUUCGAAAUAUCAACAUCUUGUGUUGCCAAAUACCCAUCGCAUGCACGUAGUUACUGUGCAUAUUUGAAUACAAAUUGUUUAUUACGUCAAAUAUUUGAGAACAUAAACUGAACAUCCUUCAUAAGGAUUCGCAAAGUCCGAUUAAAUGACACUUUCAUUAAAAUUAAAAUAAUUCGUUAUCUGCCUUCGUUCGGCAUCGGAUGGGAAAAAUCGUGUUGCUCUAUAAAAGUUGAGUUUAUAAUACAGUUGGUGUUGUAAAAACGCGAAGGCAUAUGUGAAUAAAUCAACAACAACACCUAAAACAACGAUAACAUAAGUCGGAGGUUGUUCUACGACUCCAGUUCAACUACUAAUUUUCACCUUGAUUUUAUGGCGGCUGCAACAGUGGCCACUCAUAUUGUCAAAGUCAGCGUGCCGCCUCCAGCUGUUCUAGCAAGGGUGACGGAAGGGGCUAAUACGCCUGAGUUUGAAGGGAAGACGGACAAGAGUUAUAGCAGGCUAACGCAAGCCGCCACUGAAAUUACAACAACAAUUUUUAGUAGCAACUCUAACGUCAAACGCGUACUUGAAGAUGACUGUCCCGAGUCAUUAACUUCUGAUUUGCCAAUCUUCUCAGCAACGUCAACCUCGUUAAUGUCAACACCGUCUCUUCCGGCGAUCCGGAAAACACCAAAACAUACCCGAACCCUUAGGCCAACUUUGCCUUCAGAGAAAAUACUCCAUUCGCCACCUGCGGAUAUGUAUGAAUCUUCUAACAUUGACGGUGACGAGGAGGAUGGUGAAGGGGUCAGUGUGAUCAACAGACACGUGUCGAUUCAACUCGUCGAUAAUAGCACCCAGACUGACAUACUAAGCGAAGAAGGGCAGUUGAUAGGAAACACCAAACUAGAAACGAUUGCAGAAGGCCAGGGAGAACAUCUUCUCCAGAUGGAGUUGUUGACUUCGAACAACAUCGAGCAAAGAUAUAAAUUGAUUGGAAUUCCUGAGAAAGGCGAAAAGUAUAAAAUCGUUGCAACUGAAAGAGAAUGCGGUGGUGAAAGCGAGAGGGGUGAAGAUGAAAGCCAUAUGCUUUAUAGAGAAUUCAAAGUUUUAAAUACUGAAAGUGCCCUCGAGCUUGAAAACUCGCCCGACAUAGAAGCGUCAUGCGAAUUGCAGGCUCGCGAGCGUUUGAUCGAUUUAGAAUCAAGUGGAUGUACUUGUAAUGCUGUGACACAAUUUAACUAUAGUGGUGAAGAGACAACAGCGAAUUGUACCUAUCAGGAGCGCAUUAUCGAUUACGAUAAUUUCCGAAUUAUUGAACAUGUCAUAGAUUGCUCACACGAGGGCUACUGCAAACACAGCAGUAAAAUGCACUGCACUCGCCCUUGGGAAGAUGCCGACACAGAAAACAUUGACGAGCGUAAAGAACUAAAUUUCGCGUGCCGAGAGUUGGUAGCCUUCAUCGGCGAGAGUUAUCAGAUAAUCGAUAACGCUAACUCGAUGAUGAAGACACAAGAGCAAUCGAAUAACAUGGCCACAGUGAGAACACCAAUAUUGGAGUCGACUUGUCCGUUGAAAGAUCUUGAAGAAGAAGGGAUAUAUUGUGCUCAAAACGACAGUGCCGGUCACCUAAUUUGUGACUCGCAAGCUCCAAUUCCGUUCAAUCAUUCUGUAGCCGAAGUUAUAGAUAAUAACAAUAAUAAAGGCCGCACCAAAGUUGGAUUAAGAAACAAUUAUCCAUCUGGAGCUAGUAAGUCAAUAUCAACGACAAUUUCAACAACCAGUUCGGUGUCAAAUCCUAUUGAUCCUAACGCUAAAACCGAUAAGCGAGGACAAAAACAAGAACAACUGAUGGCGAAAGUGCAGCUUCCCACGCCAUCUUUGGUUGUGAAGGCGCUGAAAUCGAAACUAACGCCACUGGCCCCAUCUUUCCAUCCGGCUCGAAAAAAACAUUCACCCACCUCUUCGACAACUGCCGCCACGUCCUCCGUGUUUGCCCACGAACAAACGGCCAUUUAUUUCCAACAGCAGCCACAGCCACCAAAGGAGCAGCAACAGCGCCUGCAACAUACCACCACUACCACUAUGUUGCACACGAUGAGUCUACUGCAGCAUCUGCAAAUGCAACAGGAGCAGCAACAGAAACCCCAAGUGUCACCGAUAUUGCAGCAGAACUACUCCAAAAAUUCCUUUCAUCAACAGCAAAACGUCCAGUCAUUGCCCCAAAACCUACAACAAGCGUAUAAUUUUGUAGCUUCAUCUUCAGAUCAUCAGCAGCAUUGCGCACAUCAUGGCAACUCUCUCGGUGUUUUGCCGCACAUCCCCCUACAUAGCUCAUCAGGCCCAGCGGCCGUUGCCGCUCCUACAUUAACUACUAAUGCUUUGCCUAUGCCGGUCAGCAAUCCACCGCAAGGAUCACACCUCUACCCGGUUCAGGUGAUUUCGCUGGCUUCACCAGCCACAGCGACCGGCGAAAGUAAUAGUAAUAUUGAUGUCUCUCAGCAGCAACAGUCAAACACCGCUUCCUCAAUAGUGGCCGCAGUGGGCAAUGGAGUCACCACGUGGCCCCUUCUGGAAGCAGCGCCUCUCUUCAUCGACACCAACGGAGAAAUUCGCACUUUUUGCCCAGCGCAUGGUCUUCCAACGCUAAAUACAACAGUCGUAGGUGCGGCCAGUUCGAAUGGUGUGUCGUUUAAUCAUUCACAUGGCAAUAUAGCACAGCACCCUUCCGUACCCCGUUAUCAACACAGUCUACACCAUCAAACGCAACAGUUUUCGUCUACACCUUCCGCAUCCUCGCCUUCGAUCAUGGCUGCCGCCAUCCCAGCUGGAUCGAUCAAUGCGGCAAAUCGGCUUUUGUUACAACAACAGACACAAAUGAAAAACCAAAACCAAAAUCAAAACCAUCACCAGCAACAAAUUCAACAUCCAAGUUUCCAGUCACACUAUCAGCACCAACAACAGCAACAAAAACAACAACAACUGGAGUCUUCCACCGCACUUCAAAUUUCUGGCAAAGGCAAACUUUAUCGAGGUCCAACAGCGGUGCAAAUGGUUUCACAAAAUAGACCCGCACCAAUCCCAGUGCCAGUACAAGUACCUCAAGGUCAGGUGAUGCAACAAUAUGUCAACGAGAGCGGAACUUUUGCGCAUGUCGUAUUAUCCCCUCAAUAUCAACAGCUCCAUGCCAGCCAAGGACAUAUUCAUGCCCCUUUCUUGACCUCCAAUGGCACUUCACACUUCUAUUCACCGUUGCCGGCGGGUUUUCCAGCCGGGACAGGCAGCGGACCGGCGCACUUCCACGCACUGUCAAGUGGCCACGUACAACCACAGCAACCCCCUCAACAGCAGCAAGCACCAACAGCGCAACAUCAACAAACGUCAUCACUACAACCCUUAUCACAUUCACCCUCGCCACCCAAUAGCUAUCAUAAGGACGAGCGCACCCAACGUCAGCACACAAAGUUAUUGCGAAAACUUGAAAAGCAACGUGAACUGAAUUCCGGUAUGUCAACACCGACUCAUUCGCCAUCUCCGCGUCGGAAUGAUUUAAACGGGCAUCAUAAUCAUUCACUUGCUACGACGAAUAACAGUAGCGAUGGCAAUGGAUCCAACACGCAUAACUAUGCAACAGCGAUUUCAGGGAUGUUGACAUCGGCUCCAACAACUGCCAGUUCUUCAGUAACAACCACAAACAAUUCAAAUAACAGCAGUAUAGGAUCGAACUACAAUCUUCAAAAUAAGAACCAAAAUCAGUAUCAUGUUUCAAAGCAACCAUCUUUAUCUCAGCAGAUAUUGAACAACCACAGUUUUCACUCCAGACGAACUCCUCAAAAAAAUGACUGCGUACCAGUAAAUGCACACCAGCUAAAUAACAUUAAUGGGGAAGCUUUUGCUUGCAUAACAUCUUCAGUUAAUACAUCUGACGGCGGCAUGGAGGGUAUACCAAAUGCUGUCGAGGAUGAGGAGGACUUCCAGUCUUUGAUAAUUGAGCAGCUUUCUGCUAUUCAGAAACCAGAUGUAAUCAAUUUAACUUCACGUUCUGCAAAAAUUAUUUGGGAGGCACCAGUCAUCACCGAUCCCCAUAUCAAUACUAGAGAGUUACGUUAUAAUGUUUUGUUUAGUGACCGUGCCAAAGAGUGCAAGUACAAGAGUCUCUAUAAGGGUGAAUCGUACGACUGCAUCGUCCAGGACCUGCAGCCCGGUCAGGUGUAUGUAGUGCGACUUCAGGUUCACUAUGAAAAACUGCAGGGAUCUGCAUCCGAUCCAACCGAAUUCACAACUCCGCCAUGUGUGCCAGAUCAGCCAGCGCCACCUAAAUUAGUUAUGCGAACAAAGAACUCUUUGCAUUUGCGUUGGACGAAUCCACUAUCUAACGGAUCACCCAUUCAACACUAUUUACUGGAAUAUGACGAGGGCAAAACUGGCUUGCCGGCAACUUACCGCUCUGCGCGCCAAAACACGGGAAGUGAAGUAUUACAUUUUGUCGAGGCAACGAAGACAAAAGGCAAACACUAUACUCUCACUAAACUACAGCCUUCAACUGUAUACAAUUUCCGUCUGGCCGCUAUAAACGAAGUUGGCGCAUCAUUAUUUUCCUCAAUCUGUUCAUAUAGCACUUCAAGCAAUCCACCGUCUGCACCGAAGCCUCCAAAACUUCAAAGCAGUAGCUCAUCCUCUCUUCGCCUUUGGUGGGAAAGGAGGCCACAGGAUAGCGAUUAUGUGUUGCAGAUACUUGAUCGCGAGUCUGGCCACGGCUACCUUAAUGCUUUUAACGGGCCCGACUGCGUUCACGAAUGCUGCCAGCUGCGACGUGCCACGUCUUAUCAGUUUCGCUUACGUGCUGAAAAUGAAGCCGGCUGCUCUCCUUGGUCUAAUGAGGUCACUUUUCAAACAUCUCCUGAAAAGCCUGGGAAACCAGGCAAGCCACAUGUAAAGGGAAAAAUUCAUGGAACACAUUUUCGAACGCGAUGGGACCCACCCACAGAUAGGGGAGGCGCCGAAAUACUUCGCUAUUUCCUUGAAAUCACAUCUGGCACCAAAUUCGAACGUAUUUACAGUGGUACUGAUACAGAGACCACAUGCGAUCGCCUUCAACCCGGUACAACGUAUCAGUUGCGCACCUCCUGUGAGGGCCCAGCAGGACUCAGUCCCUAUUCGGAUGUGGCGCAUAUAACAUCAGAAGCUAUAGUACCUGCGGCACCGCCGCCACCUUAUUACGACAAUCCUCCGGGUCCGUAUGCGACCGUUUUAAGACUAGACAAACCAGACUAUAAUGGCGGAGCCCCAGUGCUAGAGUUUGAGGUUCAGAUGAGACGUCCUUUAGACGUGCACUUUGAUAUUGAAAAUAAAACAAACGAAUAUUCAAUUAUAUACCGCGGACGUGAUACAUACUGUGUGGUCAAGGACUUGCAGCCUGGUUGUCCCUAUGAGGUACAGGUGCGUGCAAUCAAUCGCAUUGGUGCAGGUGCUUGGUCACCAUGGUUCCGUUUCUCAGCAGCUGCUGCACCUCCGAACGCACCUCACAAUAUAAAAGUUGUGGUUAAAUCGGCGACUCAUUUGUUUUUGAAUUGGCAAGAGCCCGACUGUAAUGGAGCUCCGAUUCUUGAAUACCAUCUGGAAAGCGUAACGGGUCGAAAUGAGUCUAACUCUGGGUUGGAGGAAACAUCAGAAAUGCCAGCAUACCAAACAUGUUAUCAGGGAGUGCAAACCAGCGUCGAUUUACGUAAUUUAUUGCCGUUUACUGUGUAUUACUUCCGUGUAAAUGCAAACAAUACGGCUGGUGUGGGUAAAUGGUCAACAAGCAUUAAUGCACGAACACCAGCCGCCGCUCCUGCUGCCCCACAAAUCAAAGACUGCGAAUUUACCGCCACUGAAGUAUCCCUUAACUGGACGGAGCCUGAAUGCAAUGGUGCUGCCAUCACUGCAUACGUCAUUGAAUACGCUGAAGGAUCAAUUACUACGCCAAAUACAAACCCAUCUUAUACAGUCACCGGUUUAAUGUCUGAAACGACGUACAAAUUCCGCUUGCAGGCCAUAAACAGCAUUGGGCCGGGACCAUUUUCCGCAUAUGCCAAGCUCACAACGUUGCCUUCACCACCAGCCCCACCUGCACUGGAAUGCACCGGCGUAGGUCAUAACUUUAUAAAAUUAAAAUGGGCUGACGGCAAAAAUUUGGAUUUCACCAAAUACUAUGUGGAAAUGUUUGUACAGCGGGCAAAAGAGUUCCAGAUCGUUUACUCUGGCACUAAUUGCAUGUGCAAAGUAAACAAGCUACAAGAGCGCACCUCAUAUACUUUCCGGAUAUAUGCAAGUACUGAUCGUGCUGGGAUCGGUGACUAUUCGAAUGAAUAUACUUUUAGUACGACUCCCACUUUGCCAAGCAGCAUUAAAGCGCCUCGUGUGGCUAUGGAAGGAGCUGCUGCUUGUUUGCUAACACACGGUGCCAGUGGUGCUGGCGGCUUCAUCCCAUCCGGAAUGCUGGCUGAAACGCAUACCAGUUUUAUUGCCGGCCUAGGCAACCUUUCUUUAGGCGUACCGCUGACUCUCGAAUGGCAAAACUCAAAAAAUACUUUCAACGAUCGUGUGGAAUAUUUAUUGCAAUACGCCAUUGGCAAAGAUGGAGAUUAUAAGCGGAUUUACCGAGGUGCAGAGACCAAGUUUACAAUUGAAAAUUUAGAGCCGGGAACUAUGUACCAAUUCCGAGUUUGCCCUAUUCGUGUUACUUCUUCCGGUGAAGAUUUGGUUGGCCAAUAUACUUCUGCAUUCCGAUACCAAGUUCCUCAUCUUGCAUCACUGGACGAUAUCGACAGCAGCUUAUUGGGAAACAUGUCCAGCGUUUUCGGCGGUGCUGCAGGUGCCAACAACAACGGGAACGCAUCCAUGGGCUGCCACGGUCAUUCGCAUCUGGCACAUCACGUACACGGUUUGCAUACACACCACUCUCAUAGCCAUACGCAUCACAAUAGCAGGCAAUCAGCGUCCGGUCUUCACCACCGUUCUGUAAGUGCAUCUGCUGCAAGUCCCAAUGGGUGCAGCGGCAAUGGCGGUAUCAAUGGCAACGGUAGUAGUAAUAUUGGUGGCAAUACCAUACUCAUUGGUCCUAACGCCAUUGGCUUAAUACCCUUGGGUACAGCUAUGGCCAACGAAUUAGCCGCUGUCGGUUUCGCAAGUUGUGAUGAUCCACUACAUCAUCACCACCACCAUCACCACCAGUUUCAUGGAGGCAAUGUUACUGCUGGAGCUGAGCCCGAAGUUGCUGCUUCAACUGCGGCAUCAUUUCUGGCGGCCACCGCAAAUAGUUUGCUGCCGAACAACGCACUAUUAGCGCACGCAAGCAUUUCAGCUAAUCAUGUUCAAAAUGGUGCUGUACGGCGAUGUAUGAGCAAAAUAGCUACGUUAUACACAAACCGUAAACGUUUUACUGAUCAGGAAAAGGCAAUUUUAUUCAUGAUUUGCUUUCUAUUUUUCACAUUUUUAUUUGCAACACUUGUUAAGACACUUAUGCGAUAAGCCAUUGCUGGCGAUAACGAAAACCACUGCAAUAAAAUAAAGUCGUAAAGCCUAUAUAGGAUGUUAGUAGAAGCUGCGUAAAUUCUGAAAAUAUCCAAUAGGCCAAAAAAACGAUGCGUCUAUUAUAAUACAUAAGUAACAAAGGAGUCAUUAAAUAUUGAAGUGCGCCUGAAGCAACAUUUUUUUACGAGCCGAAAAUUUUAAAAGUGCACACAUUCAUGCACUCAUUACAUAUAUACUUACUUACAUAUAAAUGCAUAUAAAUAUGGUGGAAGUCAAUAACUUUUUUCAACAUUCAUCCUUAGUAAUCGAAUAAAUUAUUCUAUUUAGGUAAUUACAGUGAUUAUUACACACCAUAAAGUGAGACUUAGGUUUUUUUAUUUGAAAUUUUUACCACACAAUUGGCUACUGUGAUAUUUAUAUAUUAAUUAACAGCCCCUUACAUUUGAUGUAGUAUCAAAACCUGCACUAUCACUAAAUGUUCUAAGUUUGGUAUCGUAAACUCUUGCUAUAUUCUUGUAUAAAGACGGCGGCCGAAGUAACUUAGUGUACCCAACACACGUGGCUGGGUUUAAUUCUUGCACUUGGCACGUAGCUAAAUCAAGUUGACUUUGCAACAUACUUGAAAUGGCCAACUACUGAUAGACAAAAGAAAUUUCUUGAGAACUUUCUUUGAUAAAAAUCCAGAGUUAAUAAAGCCGGCCAAUUGGUUCUCAACUUCUCCGUUACACAAUUAUAAUCUAAAAAUAGUGGCAUUGCAAAUUAUUUCUAUCGGGUCUUCGAAAAGUGUAUAUCUGGCCGUGGGAGCGAACCACAAGAACUCUCAAUUAAUAAUAUUAAAUCUUUUUCGGCCAAGUUUUUCAGGUUUCUAAAAGGAAUGAAGGAAAGUUUCAGGAUCUUACAAAAACACCAAUACACAUUUUGAUUUUUUGUUUGAUCGUGCAGCUUGUUUUUCUUUAAUAUCAAUACAAUUCGAAAUAAUAUAGAAAUUCAUAUAUGAAAGUAUGCGAUGCCCGUCCCAUCAGUACACAUUUCCUUUGAUUUAUAUUUUAUACUAAAAGAUAAUCUUGUGAACUAUAAACUAAAUAAAAUGAAAUAUACCUAUAUAUGUAUAAAUUAAAACGCAAACAAUCGCCCUAGUGACAUUAGCAAAAAUGCAUAAAUAGGAGAACAGCCCAAACUUUAUAUACUUGCAUAAGUGUAUAAAUCUAAGUGUAUUGAUAUGUAUUUAUACCAUUAUUUUUUUUAUAAUUAAACCUACAUAUGCAUGCACUUGUACAUGUGUGUAUGUGUGUGAGCGUCUAGGUACAUUUUCAUGUUUCCCAAUACAGCUGCCUAACCUAAUAUUCCUACACAUUUACACAUACAUCUUUUAGAGUGGCUAACAGCUAAUAGCUUUUUAUACAACACUGAAUUUAUAACAAAUAUAAAAUAUCUCGGGUUGCAUUUUGCGAACUGUAAAACAAAACUAAAGCAAAGUUCUUUUUGACAAAUGUCGCCAAUGAUACUAAUCCGUUUGCCAUCGUUUAUCCAAACAAUUUUCAUGUCAAAGAUUCGACAUUUUUCAGAAUUUCAUAAAAUUGUGGACUAUGUCAUACUCGUAACAUACAAAUUAUAGAACAGAUAAAUGUAUAUCAAUUGAAAAGUGGUGCAGUAAUAUUUAUUCUUUAAUUUGCUGCACUAUUGUGUUUGCCCUUCUCUGUUGAGAUUAGUAAUUAACUUUUUUCUCAAGCCAAUCUAUCGUUACCAACUAUUAACCAAACCGUGGGGAAUAAUGUGUACAGUUUUGUUUAAAAGAAAAACAUAACUCGCUUGAAAUACCUAAUAUUUCUUAAUGGAAAAGCCUAACACUUAUUAAAACAGACAAAUAUAUAUAAAACAACAAAAACAAAUUUAAGUACAUAGUAAAAAAUAAUAAUAAUGAACAUUCCAAAUGGCUUUUACUUUUUUGUACAUAAACAACUACAAACAUAUUUCUACACGUUUAUAUCCACACAUACAUAAAUACACUGAAUUAAACUAUUUGUGAAGUAAUUUUUAUGUCCAUCAAUAAUCGCAUUUCGUAAAUUUAAAGUCGAUUAUAGUUUAAAUUUCAAUAAGCGCCCAAAAAACAAAUUAACGCAAUUUUUAUGCUUUUUAUAUACUAUAUAUAUAAACAUAUGCGCAUUUUAUGUGUAUAAAUAUGAAAAUGUAAGAAUCGUAUAAGCCAAUAACUUUGUAAAAUUUAAGAAAUGUCACAAUGCCUCCCACAUGGGCAUAGUCAGGGUUUGUGCAUACAUAUGUGUGUAUGUAUGAGUUUUUAGAUUAACGUUUUUUCUCGGGAAAUAUUAGACGUCGUCCUAUACAUACGUAUGUAUAUGUAUGCAUGCGUAUGUAUAGCAAAAGUAUGUAUG